Scutellospora calospora is the source of this 345-nucleotide messenger RNA. The record is from the annotation of a GenBank genome assembly. Lineage: Eukaryota; Fungi; Glomeromycota; Glomeromycetes; Diversisporales; Gigasporaceae.
AUGUCAGAAGAUAUCAGUAACAUUUCAGAUGAAAUAUCUACUAUUGUAGAAGCGACCGAAGGAAUCACAUCAACAGUUAAUUGCGGAGUGACCAAUGCGAUAGGAAUAGCAAAUGUUCAAGGAACAUUAAACUUCGUUCAAGGAUCAUUAAAUUUGAUACACCAAGAGGUAUCAAUAAUUAAAACACAAUUUUGUCAGAAGGAAAAGUAUCAAACAGCAACACCGGAUGCACAUAUUUCAGCACCAAGAAUAGAUCCAAAAUUGAUAGUAGAUAUCGAAACGGAAGGGCAUACAAUACAACCCACACCAAGUAUAAGCAAUGUUAAGGAAAUGAUCCCUAGUUAA